CGAUCUGUAUCUGACUACUAGCAGUGCUUAAACUAACAAGCUCACUGGCCAUUCUUUUAUAAGAAGUUAAGAGCCCAGCAAGCCUCAGCCUUCCUCCUCUCUUCACUCUCCUUGCCAUCACCCCCUUCACCAGCCGACCAAGAUUUACCGGCGUCGACAAGGUGUACGUACCGGUUAAUUGGAGUUCACCAUGACUACUGCCUCAGUUCUUCUUACACUUGCCCUGGUUAUCUCCUUGCUCGCCCUUGGCCAUCCGCUCGCUCAUGCUCGCCAUGUGAAGGACCCGUCCAUGCCAACCGGUGAUUCCACGUCUGUAAAGAAAGGAUUACAGCAAGGGAAUACCAUGAAGCUCGAUGAAGCUGGGAAGACCAAGAAAGUUGAAAAUGUGGGAGUGGAGGAGUCAUCGAAGGGUUCCUUUGAACCAAGCUUUGGCAACCAGGGGAGCCAUGGUGUUGAGUCUGAUAAGGUGGCCGUACUUGCUCGUCGUGGAGAACCACCCAAGCCUCACCCAAAGAAACACAACUGAGGCACCGUGGUCCGGAGUGGGUGAAUUUUCUUUUGUGACCAUCAGUACUUAGCUCAAAGCCCAACUGUCCCUAAGUAUGUUAGCCAGCUAAUUUGCUUUUUGGUUCAUCGUAUUGUAUUUAGUAUCUGAUCUAGAGUAGUAAUAGUUCCUGCCCCUCUCUAACUAGACUCUGGGUGAAAAUUUAGCUAGAAAAUGGAGAUCAUACUCCACUGAGCAUACUGUACUAUAGCUGCCUACUGUCAAAUUAAUACCACACCUUUUCAACA
This is a messenger RNA of Hordeum vulgare subsp. vulgare (domesticated barley), 792 nucleotides long. RefSeq lists its product as uncharacterized. Bases 191 to 526 code for a protein of 111 amino acids. The transcript has 2 exons. The record is from RefSeq and is a predicted model, not a curated record. NCBI's taxonomy places the organism in Eukaryota, Viridiplantae, Streptophyta, Magnoliopsida, Poales, Poaceae.